Messenger RNA from Aspergillus oryzae RIB40, 471 nucleotides. It is a transcript of the gene aspf13, whose product is annotated as allergenic cerato-platanin Asp F13. The transcript has a single exon. The record is from RefSeq and is a predicted model, not a curated record. Lineage: Eukaryota; Fungi; Ascomycota; Eurotiomycetes; Eurotiales; Aspergillaceae. The coding region runs from base 1 to 471 and encodes 156 amino acids.
AUGAAGUCCUUCACUGCCAUCUCUCUCCUCGCCCUCUUCUCCUCGGCUUUGGCCGCACCUGUUGAGCAGUCAACCGACGCUUCCACCGCCGCUACUAUUUCCGUGUCCUACGACCAAAAGUACGAUGUCAGCGGCAGCUCUCUGACUACUGUUUCCUGCUCGGACGGUGUCUACGGCCUCAUUUCCCAGGGCUACAGCACCUUCGGAUCCCUCCCGGGCUUCCCUAAUAUCGGAGGUGCUCCUACCGUCGCCGGCUGGAACAGCCCCAAUUGCGGAAAGUGCUACCAGCUCCACUAUGCGGCCGGCAACGUUGACAAGUCCAUUUACGUGACUGCCAUUGAUGCGGCACCCGGUGGCUUCAACAUCGGCCUGCAGGCCAUGAACACCCUGACGAAUGGAUUGGCCGAGCAGUUGGGCAGAGUCAAUGUGGACUACACUGAAGUUCCCCGCUCGAACUGCGGCUUCCCUUAA